Messenger RNA from Sander lucioperca (pikeperch), 1535 nucleotides. RefSeq names its product carbonic anhydrase IV b (gene ca4b). The transcript is spliced from 8 exons. NCBI's taxonomy places the organism in Eukaryota, Metazoa, Chordata, Actinopteri, Perciformes, Percidae. Gene Ontology annotation, molecular function: carbonate dehydratase activity; zinc ion binding. The record is from RefSeq and is a predicted model, not a curated record. Gene Ontology annotation, cellular component: plasma membrane. Bases 211 to 1185 code for a protein of 324 amino acids.
AGACAGAGGGAGGGGGAGAGGAGAGAACAGAGAAGCUACCAGGGCAGCGGGAAUAUCUAUGUCUUCAGAUACCGGUGUUUGCUUUGUGUCAGUGGUCACAAGAAUCAGGAGUCAUAAAACUUAGGCAUGAGGUGUGGGCGGGAUUGAUAUGUGGGUCUACUUGUCUUAUAACAGACUGGUUGAACUCUGUUUCUGCCGUCAUCUUCCAAAAUGUUCAAGUCAAAGCAGGCAGACUCAGAAGGAUACAGUACAUUCACAAUGCUGCUUGUACCUGUUUUAUUUUGGUUUGCAUCUCUCACGAAGGUUGUCUCAGGGGCAGAUUGGUGCUACCAGUCCCAAGUUACAUGCAAUCACACCUGCACAGGUCCAGAAGAAUGGGGAGUGGUUUCACAGUACUGCAGUGGCAGAUCUCAGUCUCCAGUGAACAUUGUUACAAGGAGAAUACUACCAGAUGAACGGCUCACUCCUUUUCACUUCACUGGAUAUCAAGAGGCUUUUCAUGGUCGCCUCAUAAACAACGGUCACACUGUUCAACUGGAUUUACCCUCUAGUAUAAGGAUUGAAGGAGGAAAUCUAGUUGCACCUUACAAGGCAGUUCAACUUCACCUGCAUUGGGGCAAAGAUGGAGGGCCAGGAUCUGAACACAGCAUUGAUGGAGAACAAUUUCCAAUGGAGAUGCAUAUUGUCCACAUAAAAGAAGAACACAACAAUUUAUCCCAGGCUGAAAAAGACCGCACAGGCGUGGCAGUUCUUGGAUUUUUAUUUGAGGAGUCCAAGUCUGCAAAUAAGAAAUUUGAUCCCCUUAUUAAUGCUCUGAAAAACAUCACACAACCCACCAACAGGACGACACUGACAGGUGUGUCCCUGGAAAUGUUAAUACCUCCUCAAAAAAAUAUGACCAAGUACUUCCGUUAUGAUGGCUCCCUCACUACACCUGGCUGUCAUGAAGCUACCGUCUGGAGCCUGUUUGAAAACACAGUUCCUCUGAGCAGAAACCAGCUCGCUGCGUUCUCCCAGCUUCAGUUUUCCAAUGGAAAGCAGAUGGUGGAAACCUACAGACCAGUGCAGCCCUUGAAUGCACGGCAAGUGUAUUACUCCGGAGGCCAUGUUGCUCUGGUUAGCACUGUGUUACUCAUCAUGUCACUGCUGAUAUCCAGUGCCCUGUCCCUGUCUCCCUCUGUUUAAUUCCAACAUUUAUGAAUAAAUACUGCUGUCUAUGUCCACUGAUGAUGUCAAAUAUGUAAUGUACUGUAUAUUUUAAAUUGUGUGAAUCUACAGUAUGCACUGUGUGCGGUUGUAAGGACAACCUAAUACUUCAAAGCAUGUGUCCUAAGUAAUUUCUUUGUUUUGUGUAUCAAAUGUGAGUUAGCAUCUUGACACCUCAUACUUUGUCUAUUUUAUUUCUGCAACAAACUGCACUGAAGUUGAGUGAAAAUACUGAUCAGUCAAUCAUUUUCCCUUUUGUUUGCACGUUGCAAUGUUUUAAUGACUAAUAGUACAUCAUGUUACUGCUGCCUGUUGUGAGAGGUUUUGUA